AUGCUUAAGUCGCUCUUUGUCUAUAGUGCCGUUCUAGCGCUCUCCGCCGUCCAGGUUGCCGCACAUGCCGCCAUCAACCCGGUCAUGGGAGUCACUGGUACUGCUGCUCGCGAGGACGUCAAAAGGCCAUCCAACAACGCACCCUGCGGAAACGGUGUAAACAUUGCGUCAGCCAUUGGAAGCUCGACCUCGGUUAAGACCGAUUCCUCGGGCUCCUUCACUGUCAAUGUCCAGAACUUUAACGGUGGCAAGGACGGUUCGCGUCAGGUUACUAUGAAGGUGGACGCUGCUGGAGACGGCAAAAACUUUGUGGAUGGUACUGUGUCGGCCAACGGCCAGCUUGCCCCAGCAAGCACAGGCACCGAGAAGGUGACCGCCUCGCUCCCGGCCGGUACCAAGUGCAGCGGUGGAGCAUCAGGAGACCUCUGCAUUGCAUCCUUCACAACGGCUGGUGGAUUUGGCAACUGCGUUGUUGUGCAACAGGUCGGCGGCGGAUCUGGUGCCUCAGCUGGUGCCAAUGCUGCCACCAAGAACAAUGCUAAAGGAGUUACAAACGCCAACUGUGCUCGUGCUUUCCAGGCGUAA
Colletotrichum destructivum is the source of this 585-nucleotide messenger RNA. RefSeq lists its product as uncharacterized. The transcript has 4 exons. Lineage: Eukaryota; Fungi; Ascomycota; Sordariomycetes; Glomerellales; Glomerellaceae. The record is from RefSeq and is a predicted model, not a curated record. Bases 1 to 585 code for a protein of 194 amino acids.